GGGAAAACACCGGUCACAACUCAUCCUCUAGAUGAGGAGUUGGGAGGCCACUGCCGUGCCCUGUCAGUCGAGCUGAACUCAAAAACAACCGUCAACUAGGCGACUGUCAAAUGCGCCACGUAUCCGGAUUAUCGAUCAAACAGCGGCAGCGACUUUACGCCACUUUCUGGGUCUCCGUUUCGUCGCAGACACAUAUUGGAUUUCAAAGUCUGCGGAACGGAAUCUUAACAGCGCUGCAAUUGCGGCAUACUUGGUAGUUAUUACCCAAAAGGUUAUCUCUAGCAGAGGACGACCAUGGAUGACCGCACCAUAGACUCGAUUUUCCUGGGCUCCCUGGAGUCCCUGCCGCCGGUUAGCUCGAAAAUCGUGCGCAUCUUUACCAGCUCCACAUUUACGGAUACCACCAUGGAGCGUAACACACUGAUGGCUAAGUGCUAUCCGCGCAUCAAGGACUACUGCCGGGAGAAGCACGGCCUGGAGUUUCAGGUGGUGGACAUGCGUUGGGGAGUGCGUGACGAGGCCACCGACGAUCACAUGACCACAGAGCUCUGCAUGCGGGAGAUUAAAAAUUGCCAGCGCCUUUCGAUGGGUCCUAACUUCAUUGUGUUUCUGGGCCAGAAGUACGGCUACCGACCCAUACCCACAUACAUUGUGUCCUCGGAACUGGCGCUCAUCUGCGAGGAGCUGACUUCAAUGGGGGUGGACCGUGCCCUUUUGGAUUUGUGGUACAAAAAGGACAGCAAUGCCGUGCCUCCCAUAUCGGUGUUGCAACCAAUUUCCUCCAUUUUGAUUAAUUUCAAUAAUAAGAGAGUACCCAAACUCCAGGCGGAGGACCAAGCAGUGUGGUGGGACACCCUCAACAAAAUGCAGAAGCUCCUGCGAAAGGCGGCUGCCUCGCUUGGGGCCAGCAACAAGAUGUCCAAGGACGACGUGCACAACUAUUUCAUGUCGGUGACCGAGCGGGAGGUGAUCAAUGGAAUCUUGAAUGUGAAGAACACAAAGAAUCACUGUCUGGCAUAUGUGCGGUACAUCAACAACAUUAACCUGCAGAAUCUGAAGAAGGCCUCCCUCUUCGUGGACAUCAUUAAUCGCAGUCUCGACACCGAAUCGGCCAAGCUACUGGGAGACCUUAGGGACACACGGCUGCCGGCCAAGAUUGAGGCGAGCAACGCCCAGAAAUAUACGGUGGAGUGGAUCGGACGGGAGGGCCUGGACAUUGAGACGCAUGAGGAGUACCUGAAUCAUUUCAUCUCACACUUCUAUAAGAACGUGGUGAAGCUAGUCGAUAGGGCGAUGCGCAAAGAGGACUCCAGUGCACAGGGGCAGAUAGUAACUGAGAUCCUUCAGCAUUUGCAUGCUUGCAACAAUUCGGUGAAGAUAUUCUACGGACGCGAAGAAAGUUGCGAACGUAUCAAGCGCUAUAUGCUGGGGGAUUCAGAUAAGCCACUUGUCCUUUUCGGCGACGGAGGCUGCGGCAAGACCUCGCUCCUCUCCAAGAGCGCUUCCCUCGUGGCCACCGAGUGGUUCGUCCACGCCCGGCCCAUCAAUGUCAUCCGUUUCCUGGGCACCACGCCGGACUCCAGUGCCUUGACGGCCACCCUGAUUUCCAUUUGCCAGCAGAUAUCUUACAACUACAUGCUACCCUUCGAGAACAUACCCGAUGAUCUUGUCCCCUUAACAGCACACUUUAAGCAAUUACUAACUUACGCCAGCCCCACCCAGCCACUGACCCUGUACCUCGACUCAGUCGACCAGCUGACGGGCACCCAAGACUCGAACAAGGUAUCCUGGAUACCCACACGCCUGCCGCCGCACUGCAAGAUCAUCAUCUCGUGCGCCAAUGAGCCGGCGAAUCCAACGGUCUCCCACGAGUACCAUGUCCUGUGCAAGAUGAUCGACGUGGAGGAGAACUUCAUUGAGGUGACGGCCUUGGGCGAGGAGCUGGCGAUGAACGUGAUCAAGAUGUGGAUGAAGACGGCGUGCCGGGAUCUGAACAACUACCAGUGGCGUCUUGUGGCGAAUGCCAUCAGCAAGUGCUCCCUGCCCAUAUUCGUGAAGCUCGUCUUUGCCGAGAUCUGCCGCUGGCGUAGCUACACGCGUCCCCAGGAGACGCACCUGGCCAACACGGUCAUGGACUCCAUUAUGCUGCUGUUCGAGCGGGUGGAGAAGCAGCACGGCCGCAUCCUGGUCUUCCAUGCUCUGGCCUAUAUCACUGCUUCUAAGUCUGGGCUAUCCGAGAGCGAGCUGGAGGAUCUCAUUUCAUUGGAUGACAAGGUGCUGGACGACGUCUAUCAGUACCACAUGCCUCCGGUGCGGCGUAUUCCUCCCCUGCUCUGGACCCGUAUCCGCAAUGAUCUGCCCAACUAUCUGAGUGAACGCGAGGCGGACGGGGUGAACGUGAUGAACUGGUACCAUCGCCAGUUUCGGGACACCGCCAAGGAGCGCUACUUCAAGAACAUGAACAUGGCCAUUUACUUCCACUCCAUGAUUGCAGAUUAUUAUCUUGGCAUUUGGGGUGGUGGAGUGCCCAAGCCCUUCAAGUUUACGGAGAUUCAGCGGCAUCGCUUCGGCUUGGCGGACAAGGAGGGCUCCGCUGAUCGUAAAGUGCCCAUCCAACCGCUGGUAUUUACUAGCAAGGAUGGCCUCUCCAAAAGAUAUAAUCUACGGAAGUUUGGUGAGCUUCCUUUCCAUUUUGUCCGCUCUCGCCGGUUCAAGGAUCUCUUCGAGCAUGUCCUCUUCAACUACGACUGGCUUCACGCCAAGCUGUCCAGCUGUCCUUUGCAGGCAGUCCUAGCCGACUUCGAGGAUGCCUCUACCAAUACGGAUGACAAGGAGGCCAAAAGAGAACUAAUGCUGGUAGCGGAUGCCCUGCGCUUGGGUGGCGCUAUCCUGGCCAUUUACCCAAAUAUGUUGGCACCCCAGCUCAUUGGUCGCUUGCUGCCCGAGAUCGGGGGUAAUCCGAAUAUAAAGAUGUUGCUGCGGGCUUGCGAUCGCUGUGGUCCCAAGGAUUGUGCCCUCAUUCCGGUUAAUCAUUGCCUUCAUACACCAGGAGGUCCUUUGAAGUACUCCUUGGAGGGUCACCAAUUUGCAGUCUUCGCCUUUUGCCUCACCAGCGACAUGCGCUACAUGGUCUCCAUUUCCACGCACUUCAUCACCUUCGACUUGUCCACCUCGGAUCUGACUCGGGAUGUGAAUCCUGGCAUCGAAGGCAUCAUGCAACAGCUCGUCCUGAGCCCGGACAACAAGUGGGCCGCCGCCUACUCCAACAACAACCAGACAGUGCUCCUCAACAUGCUCUCCAGCGAGUUUGUGGUGAUCAACAGUCCUUUCGAGGAGUCCCAUGGACCAGUCAGCGGACUCUAUCUUCUCAAUCAAAACCUAUUUAUCACUUGCAAACUACGAUGGGCUCAGUUCGAUAUGCGUGGGAACCUGGUGGACACCUUUGAGGUGCCUGGCGAUAACAACGAUUGGGAGAUUCUGAAUAUGGAAUUCUUCACCCCAACGGACUACAAUGUCGUAUUCUGGUCGGGAUCCAUCAAUGAAAUGCGCCUGAGACUGGACUCGUGUCGUGGUAGCAACUACUCCAAUUCUCAGAAAUUCUUUAGCGCCAUGGUGAUGAACAAGGGACGGACCCGAGCAUAUGGCUGUGCCAACGAGGAGAACUUUGAGGUAUCGGUCUUCGACUUCAUCGAAGAUGCGGAAACCGGCGAGAUUCGCUGGAGUUUGGUGGAGAACCUGCCGCGAUUCGAGAACGACGACAAGGAGAUGCUCCUGCAACUGCGGCUGGACCAGCACGACCGUAUGCUGCUGGGAACGGCUGGGAAGGGUUUCGUUAUCUGGGACUUCGGUGGUCGCAAAAAGGAUUCGGAGGUGGAGUCGCGUCUUACGGACAUUGCAUUGUAUCUGCCGCUGCCCCACGGAGUGCGCAACAUUACCACCCGCAUUAUGCAGUCCAACUCCAUCAUGGUCAGCUCCCGAUUGGAUUACGCCGUGGCCGGAGUGCGCAAAAAUCUGUACGUGUGGUGCCUCAGCUCCGGGCAGCUGGCCAAGGUGCUGGACGCCCACUUUGGCCGCAUCAUCCAGCUGGAGCCGUUGACGAUUGGAAACUGGAACAACCUGGUCACCUCCUCCAUCGAUCGAUCGGUGAAGGUGUGGAACAUAAACAAUAUCUUCGAAAAGGUGCACGUCAUCGACCGGCAUGAGCUGCAGAUCGAUGAUAUCAGUCUCUCGGAGGUGGACAUGGCGGUCACAGUCACUAGAAGCUGUGUGGGAGUCUGGGAGACACGUUCCGGCCGUCUGCUGGCCAAGCUGGCCGACAGUCCUUUGGGCGCCAUUGUCACCCACGCAGAAAUCACACCGGACGGACGUUACAUCAUAUCCUCGGAGACCGGAAAGUUCCUCAUCUGGAAUCGUGUCUCCGAACAGGUGGUCUACAGAGACGACCAGCCCGGAAUCCAGCAGAUAACGCUCAUGGACUACGGAUAUAAGGUGCUCACCGUUUCCGUUCCGAACAUCAAUCAGCGGGAUAUCCUGGCGGCAGCUGCCGGAGGAGCAGGAGAUGAAGCCAAUCGACUUACAGCCAUUACAACGAUGAGAUCUGUGCCAGAGGGCCAAAUCCUCUUCCGAUUUGACUUUCCCAUCCGGAUGAUCACGGGCAUGCCCUUCCGGCAAUCUGUGAUUACGGCAGACAACGCAUACAUUGUGGUGGUGACAGUGGACAAGUCCAACAAGGACUGCCUGGGCGUGUACAGCGCCGCGAACGGAGCUUUCGUGUCCAAGAUCCUGCUGAAGGGAUGCUCCAUUAAGGAGGUGAUCUCUCUUGUCCCUAUGCCGCACAAGGCCAACCAGGUGGCGGUGAUUAGCAGCGAGAAGGGCAGCGUUAUGGACAUCAAAACCAAGAAGCACGUGCGCUCCGUUCCUAAGUGGGGCGGCAGCAUCACUCGGGAUGGAAAGUGCGGUCUGUAUGCUCCGACGCGGGGCGGUCUGGAGAUGCUGGAACUGCGGAAGGGAACCACUGUGAAGACCUUCAUUCCCAAGGUGGCGGAAGGCGUGUUCUCGGUGAUCUGCAUCUUUACGGAAAACGACGAGUAUGUGGCCUAUUAUCAUAGCGGACGGAAGACCAUUCGAGUCUUCCGCACCGGUGACACCGAGAUGAUAGCCAACUACAGGCUGCAGGCCGAACUGACGGCGAUCAAGAGCAGCAAGGACGGGCGGGCAAUUGUCCUGGGAACUGUGGACGGAUGCAUGUCGGUGCUGGCCAUAGUGGAUCCCAAAAAGGAGGAGAUGAUCGAGUACCUCAACGACUUGCCGUCGCGAGACGAGAACUGGAAGGCCAAACUGGCCAAGAUGAAGGCUCGCGUCGGCUUCAAGGCAGCCAUUCGUGUGGCCACCAUCUCAUCGCGCUACUCCAAGACCUCCAAGGGCGGCGAGGACGGAGAGGAUGACGAGCUGCUCACUGAAAUCACGGAGGAUGUGGUGCCAGUGGCCGAUUAAAAAGAAAGGCAAGGAUGGCUGAAUUAUAAAUAUAACAUUUAUUUUCGCAUAUAGUUCAUGAGGAUGUUACAAAAAUACGCUCGCGUGUCCUAUGUGUUUGUUAUCCAGCGUGUCCUGCGUGCCAGCUGCUUAAAAAUCAGUGUAUAUUUGUGAGGAUGUGUGAGUGGGUGUGGUGUGUUUGGGAGGGAUGUGUGAAGAUAAAACUGAACGGGUCUUACUGAACUAAAAAAAAGUUAAAGGGUAACUGCUAUUUGGUAAAAACUACUGUUAGCUAAUACGAGUAUAAAUUAGAGUUUUUAGCGCGCACUGAGCCCCACGCUUGGCUUGAAACAAUUUGAGGCGUGUUGAGUGUGGAAAACAUAACCAGACAUAACAAGAACCGAUCCUAGCGGUGCAGAGAGCGAUGCAAAACACAAACCAUUAACACUCUGCUGCUGAUAAUUCACUGAUAACUGAUAAUUUAAACUAACAAGCGAUCUAAAAUGGAACCCGGUCGCAGUUACAGUCACAGUCACAGUCACAAUUACAGGGUAAAUCAGGAUCUAAAUCUCAAUCUCAGCUCGGCCAAUCGAGUCAAUUCAAAUUGAAUCGC
Molecule: messenger RNA, 6085 nt
Organism: Drosophila ananassae
Lineage: Eukaryota; Metazoa; Arthropoda; Insecta; Diptera; Drosophilidae
Product: NACHT and WD repeat domain-containing protein 2
Exons: 12
Coding region: 295-5493 (1732 amino acids)
Molecular function (GO): protein binding
Source: RefSeq, a predicted model, not a curated record